UCUGCUUGUUAUACGCUUUCAGUGUCACGUCAUAACCUCUGCUACAUUUACACCAACACCUAAUUAUUUACAAUAUCCUGUUACUUGAUUAAAACUAAAAUACUUGUUCGCCGCUGAUAUGGCGAAUUCUGAGCUAGAGGCGAAAUAUCACAAACUUGCGAAUGAAUACGCUAAGGUGAGAUCCCAGGCUACAGUAUUAAAGAAGGCUGUACUUGAUGAGCAAUCAAAAAUAUUAAACUAUAAGGAUGUUGUCAAGGAACAGGAGCAGAAAAUUCGUAAACAUGAUCAAGAAAUGGAGAGCCUCACUUUUCGCAAUGAACAGUUGAGAAAGAGAGUUUUAAUAUUACAGCAAGAGCUGCAGAAUGUGAAUACUCCAAGUAAAAAAGGAAAAACAAAAAAUUCUGUUACUGAUAGUCCUAAUCAUUCUAAUUAUUCUAUUAUUGAUGAGGAGUUACAAAAAAGAAUUUUGGAGAAUGCACAAUUGGCUAGCCAGUUGGCAGAUAAGGAUUUAGAAGUAACUAACUACAAAGAAAAAAUGGAAUGGUUAGAAGAUAAAUUCCGAAAACUUAGUGUUGAUUUAGACACCAGCAAUGCAGAACUCAAAACUUUAAAACAAAAGAAGUUGACUGAAAACACUGUCAAGGAAUGCAAACAAUGUAAAGAGAAUCAACACUGGAAGGAAGAAGCAGAUCGGUGGAAAGUCGAAUGUGAUUUACUUCGUUCUCGGCCGGAGGCAAACGAGCAGCUCACUGAGUACUAUGAAACUCAAAUCGCUGAACUCAUCGAAUCAAAAGCCGCAUACAAAUCAGAGUUUUGUAGUCUGCAGGCGGACAACGACACAUUAAAAACGCGCCUGGAACAUUUACUACUCGAGAAAAAUGCCCUCGAGAGCAUAUUGGAGAAGAGCAACGAAGAAUUGCAUACAACCACCGAGAAUUACAAGAGCCAGUUGGACGCCAUGACCGAACACUUGGCAGCGCAAAACGAGAAGAUUACUCAACAAUGUGAUGAAAUUCAAGUUUUAAAACAUUAUUUAAGUGUGAAAAAGUAAUUUACAAAGAUGAUAUUGUAAAUAUUAAGUGUUAAUAUUGGAGCAGAGUGUAUUAAAAAAAUGGCUGCUGGCCAUGUUUUCAUAAAUUAAUAUAUUCUUGUGAUAACUUUUUAAUUAUAUCUAUAUUCAAUUUUAUAAGUUCUUUGGGUCAAAUAAUUUACGCGUAUGUUCUGCUCCAAUAUUAAAUUGAUUUUUAGAAUGUGAAUGAAUCUAGCUGGCUAUGCUAUUGCAUCAUUUAUACAUAAAAUAUUGUAUUCUACAAAUUGUGUUUGUACACGCGCUCGCUGCGCAGCGGCCGAUAUCAAUGUAUCUCACUGCAAAAUCUCAUUCAAGUGUAAUAACUCAGUGGAUACCUUGUAAAGCAAAUACACAAACAAAUUGAGA
Messenger RNA from Dalotia coriaria, 1435 nucleotides. RefSeq names its product protein phosphatase 1 regulatory subunit 21. Gene Ontology annotation, cellular component: membrane; early endosome. The transcript is spliced from 4 exons. NCBI's taxonomy places the organism in Eukaryota, Metazoa, Arthropoda, Insecta, Coleoptera, Staphylinidae. The record is from RefSeq and is a predicted model, not a curated record. Bases 119 to 1051 code for a protein of 310 amino acids.